Octopus sinensis (East Asian common octopus) is the source of this 2051-nucleotide messenger RNA. Its product is annotated as neuroepithelial cell-transforming gene 1 protein. Gene Ontology annotation, biological process: positive regulation of Rho protein signal transduction. The record is from RefSeq and is a predicted model, not a curated record. Gene Ontology annotation, molecular function: guanyl-nucleotide exchange factor activity. The transcript is spliced from 12 exons. The coding region runs from base 600 to 1934 and encodes 444 amino acids. NCBI's taxonomy places the organism in Eukaryota, Metazoa, Mollusca, Cephalopoda, Octopoda, Octopodidae.
UACAGACAAUCUUUCUUAUAUCAAAUCAGCAAUUUUCUUUGAUUUCUUUUUGUCAAUGAGCUUUCCUUUCUCUAUGCUUCAUCCUUUCCCCCUCCCUCUUUUCAUUCAUUAUCUCCAUCUCCUUUACACUUGCUCUCAUUUUCUUUCUUUCCUUCUCUUUCCUCAUCCACUCUCGGUCUUCUCACAUUGUCAUUCUUUCAUUUCUUAGUCUCCUUAUCCAUUUCUCUUUCGCUGUUUCUCUUAUUUAUUCCUCCUUUCCUUCCAACACAUUCUCCGCUUUUUCUCUCACCUCACCUUACCUGUCUCUUUCCAUUUCAUUUCUCUCUUCAUUCUUUCUCUUUUCUUUAACUUGAUCUCUUUUAACACAUCUUCAUCAUUCAACAAAAAGCAAAGACAAAACAAACAAACAAACAAAUCUCUAUCUAUAACCUUCAUACAUUUUCCAGACGUGGGUACUCACAUAUGGAGAGAGAUUUAGUGUGAUCAAUAUUCAACGAAGAACUAUUGGAUAAAUUGUGUGGCAAUUCUCUUGUUCAUGGGGUAAUAUAUUCUUCUAGUGUGGAAGAAUGAUGUUGUUGAUUAUCGAAAUCUUAUGAAUUAUGUGUUUGGACUAUCAGAGCAUGUUAACAUCCAAGCUUGAGAACUGUGCUGCUAAACCACGGUUGAUUUGCUGUGAGUGUGCAGAAGUUGUGGUUUAUAAAACUUCCAGUAACAAUGAAACCGUUUGUCAGCAGUGUCUUUCAAGACGGACUGAGCGUAAAGAAACCAUUCAAGAAAUUGUACAGACAGAAGUCAACUACGGCAGAGACCUUAAAAUUAUUUUGGAGGAAUUUUAUAUACCUAUGAAGAAAGCCAAUCUUUUGGAAAAUAAAGAAUUAGCUUCAAUAUUUUUGAAUUUAGAGGAACUAGUUCAUGUUAAUGAAAAAUUCACCAAGCAGCUAUCAGGAAUAUUACAAGAAGCUUCCAAUAAAAAGGAUGAGGAUUACCAGAAAGUCAAUAUUGGUCAACUUUUUCAAGAAUACUUCCAUAUGUUCCAAGCUUUUGAAAAGUACUGUGUAAAUCAGACAUCUGCAAUAGAAAUCUUAGAACAGCUCGAAAGAGAUCGAGAAGUUCUACGGGCAUUCCUGCAAGUAUCGCAGGCUGAAAAUAGUCUACUCCGGCGUAUGAAUCUAAAAUCUUUUCUAAUGAUCCCUGUACAAAGAAUUAUGAAGUAUCCACUUCUACUGAACCGCCUUUAUAAAUCAACAGCAGCACGACAUGAAGACUGUGCCUUCUUACAUGAAGCGGUGGUUGGAAUUGAAAAAAUAUUGGAGGAGAUUAAUGCUAAAACGAAAAGCAGUGGUUCCAUGAAAUUAAAACGAAAACGUUCUGAAUUACGGAGACACAGUUCCACAGACAAAUUUGAGUUAGUUAAGACGGCACUGAAUCUACUUGAGUGGAACCAGCAUGAGGUCCAUGAUAUUCUGGUUGGUACUUUGCUAUACACUCAACCACAGGAUCACUUCUGGACAGCAAAGAAAUGUCGCAAUUUGAAAUUUACUCCAGUUCAUGCUCUUUUGCUGACACGUGGUGAGCCUCAACAAGAGAGCACAAUUACCAAGAAAUUACUGUUUACCCAGCAAUCCAUAGUAAGGCAGGCAGCCCUGGUACUGCUCCGAGGCAAAGGAGGGCGAUAUCAAGCUGUCAGAGAUCCUCUUUAUUUGGACAAAUGUGUCAUCACUGUGGAUCCAGUGUAUGAAGAAGUCUUCGAAGUUCAAGACUGGAAUAAAGAAUCAUAUCUCUUUAAGGGAGAAGAUGAUACUGAAACACAUCGCUGGGUUCAACAGCUUAAAAACCAGAGCAAAAAUCUCGGAGUUUGGUGGAGACGUCGAAAUGCUGUACCUGACAUCAAAACCAAUAACGAAGGACCUGCUGAUAACUGUGAGGACUCUUAAGCGAUUCAUAGUGUAUCUCAACAAUACACACACACACACACACACCACACACACACACACACACAACACACACACACACAUAUAUAUAUAUAUAUAUAUAUAUAUAUAUAUAUAUAU